GAGCGUUGAGUUUGUUCUCUGGCUACCAAGCGGCACCGGCGAUCGGCUGAGCCUCUCUCUCUCUCUCUCUUCUACUUCUUUUCUCGAGAGAGAACGUAGUACGCUCGUCGAGUCCACCAGCCGUCGACCACCAUGGCCGCCAUCGCCGCCGUUGCUGCCGUUGCGCCGAGCACAUUCGCCGGCCAGACUGCUCUGAAGGAGCAGAGCGAGCUGAGCCGCCAUGUCGGCCAGUCCGAGUCUCGCGUUGUCAUGAGGAGGACCGUCAAGUCCAGCGACAGCCUGUGGUAUGGCCCCGACCGCCCCAAGUACCUCGGCCCGUUGUCCGGUGAGACUCCGUCGUACUUGACUGGCGAGUUCCCCGGCGACUACGGCUGGGACACCGCUGGACUGUCCGCGGACCCCGAGACGUUCGCUCGCAACAGGGAGCUGGAGGUGAUCCACGCCCGCUGGGCCAUGCUCGGCGCGCUCGGCUGCCUCACUCCCGAGCUGUUGGCCAACAGCGGCGUCAAGUUCGGCGAGGCUGUGUGGUUCAAGGCCGGCGCUCAGAUCUUCUCCGAGGGUGGGCUGGACUACUUGGGCAACCCCAACCUCGUCCACGCUCAGAGCAUCUUGGCCAUCUGGGCCUGCCAGGUGGUGCUCAUGGGCGCCGUGGAGGGCUACAGAGUGAACGGCGGGCCACUGGGAGAGGUGGUGGACCCCCUCUACCCGGGCGGCAGCUUCGACCCCUUGGGCUUGGCUGACGACCCCGAGGCCUUGGCUGAGCUGAAGGUUAAGGAGCUCAAGAAUGGCCGCUUGGCCAUGUUCUCCAUGUUCGGCUUCUUCGUCCAGGCCAUCGUCACCGGCAAGGGCCCGUUGGAGAACCUGAACGACCAUCUGGCCGACCCGGUCGCCAACAACGCCUGGGCCUACGCCCAGAACUUCGUCCCUGGAUCUUAGAUGUAUACAGUCUGUACAGGCUAGUCUACCACUAACCUACUAACAUCGCUCAAGGCAUUACUUGGAGGGGAGGUGACCGGAUAGCAGUGGCCUUCAGUCUUAGGAAGUCUUGGAGCCGCUCCGCGAUCAGCCUCACUAUUGGAGUCAACGUUCGCUGGAGCUGCUCUCAAUUGUAUUUAACACCUAAUCAGUGACAAUGCCGUGUGUAUAUAACACCUAAUCAGUGGUCCAUAAGAAUUGUAUUUAUGUUUACCAUAAUCUCCUUGGCUUGCAAAGUUCAGACUUUUAUUUGUCGUACUACAUUGUGGAGCAUUGCAUGCUUCAGGAAUACAGGAAACCUGGUCACAAUUUAUUUGAGUGC
Messenger RNA from Chara braunii, 1297 nucleotides. NCBI's taxonomy places the organism in Eukaryota, Viridiplantae, Streptophyta, Charophyceae, Charales, Characeae. The record is from the annotation of a GenBank genome assembly.